AUGCAAGGGAACCCAGACCUCCACAACCACAGGACCAUCCUCGUCGAGAUCAUGCGGGGGUUUAACACCAACGUUUACAUCGCAUUCUAUUUUAAUGAGAAGCCGGUCAUAGGCUUCAUAGCGGACAAAUACGAGGAAUUCUCCUAUUGUGCGUCUACGGCAUGUCAUAAGAAGACAGACAUACGCCUGCGCAUCGGGGAGGAGAUGCUCGCAAGCAUGAUCUUCCUGGUAACAGCCGACAAGACCAUGGAAUAG
Molecule: messenger RNA, 255 nt
Organism: Guillardia theta CCMP2712
Lineage: Eukaryota; Cryptophyceae; Pyrenomonadales; Geminigeraceae
Exons: 3
Coding region: 1-255 (84 amino acids)
Source: RefSeq, a predicted model, not a curated record